Molecule: messenger RNA, 3145 nt
Organism: Scaptodrosophila lebanonensis
Lineage: Eukaryota; Metazoa; Arthropoda; Insecta; Diptera; Drosophilidae
Product: protein RUFY3
Exons: 8
Coding region: 160-2910 (916 amino acids)
Cellular component (GO): cytoplasm
Molecular function (GO): metal ion binding
Source: RefSeq, a predicted model, not a curated record
AAUAUAAUUAUUAAUCGCGUACAAAUCAAGUGGCCUCGAAGCAAUUGCAUUCAAAAACCGUAAACCACCUACACCGGAUAAUAAGGGUGCCUGUCCACAAGGAAAAGGAGCUAACGUCAGUUCAUUAAGAAAGGAAUAGAAAAUAAAACAGCAUUCAAAAUGCGUGGACUCGUGGAGGAUACAAAAAAGUCCAAAGUUUCGCAGAAUAAUAAUAACAACCUUGGCAGCAGUAUUCGUGCCAAAUCGGGCACAGGAACAACCGGAACAGUCGCCAGCGCCAGUACGUCCAAGCAAACAAGAGCCGCCAUUAAAACGUCGACGACUUCGUCAUCGUCUGCAACAGCAACGCGCAAAACGCCACAAAAUAUGCAACAACAACAAGGCGGCAAGUCUACAAAAACAGCAGCAACUACAAUUGCAAAAGGCACAGUGGCAACAACAACAAGCAACAACUCAAGUGCUUCGAGUACAAAAACACAAAAGGGUCACAAUCCACCCCAACAAACACAGUCACAGCCGCAGUCGCAGUCACAGCAGCAGCAGCAACAACAACAACAGCAACAAUCGCAGUCGCUGCAGCCGUACAACAACAACUCCAACACAAUUACAUUACCAAAAGCUUCGCAUGCCAAUACGAAUGAGGAAUUGGCCGGUGGUGUGCAGGACACAAUUUAUUUGUGCAAUUUUCGUGUUUCUGUUGACGGUGAAUGGCUGUGCCUGAAGGAGCUGCAGGAUAUCGAUGUGGCAGGUGGCUCACAUGCCACAGGUGGCACAAAUACCAAUGCGGGUGCUACUGGCGGUGGGUCAGCUGGUGGCUUUGCCCAGCAUCGCCAGCAAGGUGCCACACAAUCCUCUUCAACGUUUGGCCAGAGAAACAAACGGUACUCGGGCCUGUCGACAACAUCACAUAGCAGCGGCACACUCGAGGAUAAUGGUAUAUUGGCAAUUGAAAAUCUAAUCGGGCGUCGCCUCUGCGACGUUGUCGGCACAAAUGCACUCGCGUCUCAGCACAAAAAUGUCGGCCUAAUUGGUGGUACACUCGGUGAAUGGUCGCAUCUCUCACGCGACACGGCUGAAAUUGAGCGCAGUAAUCUUGUAAAUAUUUGCAAAUUGGUUGUCAAAGAGCUGUUGGAGCAAUCAUUGCGCUAUGGACGUAUGUUGGACUCAGAUCAUCUGCCGCUGCAGCACUUCUUCAUUGUCAUUGAGCAUGUGCUAGGACAUGGACUACGACCGAAGAAGGGUCUCUUGGGUCCGCGCAAAGAGCUGUGGGACCUGCUGCAAAGCGUCGAGAACUAUUGCCCCGAGGCUCAGGACAUAACCGCCAGUGUGCGAGAUCUACCUACGGUCCGGACGCACAUUGGACGUGCACGCGCCUGGUUGCGAAUCGCUUUGAUGCAGAAGAAGCUUGCCGACUAUCUACAGGCCUUAAUAGAGCAUCGCGAGGAUUCAUUGUAUGAUUACUAUGAACAGCAUGCGCUCAUGAUGAGCGAUGAGAUUGUUGUGAUAAUGGGCAUACUAGUGGGCCUGAAUGUCAUUGAUUGCAAUUUGUGCGUAAAGGAGGAGGACCUGGACUCGCAGCAGGGCGUUAUUGACUUUUCGCUCUACCUGCGUUCAAGUUCGCGAAAUGCGGAGGCCGCCAAUGACGAGACUGCGCCCGCUUCACUGGAUGCCACCGGACAGGGUAAUAUGAUAGCAGUACUAGAUCAGAAGAAUUAUAUUGAGGAGCUGAAUCGACAUCUAAAUGCCACUGUUGCCAAUCUCCAAGCCAAGGUCGAGACGCUCACAACAACCAAUGCACUGAUGAAGGAGGAUCUGGCUAUAGCGCGCAAUAGCUUGCUUGCUUUGCAGGCCGAAAAUCAAGCCAUGCGUCAAACUGCGUCUCAGGCAGGAAACCAGUCGGACAGCGGCUCCAAUUCGAGUGGCAGUGAAAAGGAGAAGGAUAAGGAUAAGUCCCAGACCGUGGAAGCGCUCACCGCACAAUUGGCAGAGGAGCGCAAAAAGACAGGCGAGCUGGACAAGGAGCUGAAGCUUCAGAUCUCACUAAAAGCGGAAUCUGACAUGGCCAUGAAAUUGCUCGAAAAGGACAUACAUGAGAAGCAGGACACGAUUGUCUCGCUGCGCCGCCAACUAGACGACAUCAAGCAAAUCAAUUUGGAAAUGUAUCGUAAGCUGCAGGACUGCAAAACAACGCUCACCCACAAAACGGAACUAAUGUCGAAAUUAGAGUGUCAAAAGGAAGAUAUGGCCACGACAAUUUCACAAUUAGAGCAAAAAUGGUCGAGCGAUAAGAACAACCUGGGUGAAAUACUUAAAAAUACAUCGCAGACUCUGUCCACCCAAGUGACCGCAUCCGAGGAACGUGCCGCACGAGCAGAGGCUGAAUCCCGAAUUGAACGCGAAUGGCGUGUCUCGCUGCAGGAGAAGGAGAAAAAGCUGAAAGAUAAAAUCACAACAUUGCAAAAUGGCCUUAAGGAACUGAACGAGGAGAAAGAGAAGAACGAGAAGCUUAAAUUCGAUUUGGAGAAGGUGCGCACCCAAUGGUCCGAGGCGCAGACAACACUCGAAGAACUGGGCAUACAGCUAAGUGUGAGCAAACUGAAAAUAGCCGAAUUGCAGGACAACGAGAAACGUAAUCUGCAGUUGCUGUCGGCCUCAUCGCAAUCUUUGCAGGCCGCAACACCAGACACGAUCAGCAAUCCGGGCAUUUGGGCACCCGAUUCCAUAGCCACCAAUUGCCUUGCUUGUGAUCGGGAAUUUAAUUUGACGAGACGCAAACAUCAUUGCCGCAGCUGUGGGGAGAUCUUUUGUAAGAAUUGUUCCGAACAUACGCUUGCCUUGCUCAACGAUCAGGGACAACCAGGGAAACCAGUACGGGUUUGCAACGCUUGCUAUAUAAACGCUACGAAGUGAUGGAGCAUAUGGUGCUAAUAGUUAUUUAAUAAGGUAGCUAGUUUCAAUAUUAUUGUUUCUGUGCUUGCAUUGGUCACAAAGCAAGAAGAGUUUUAAUAUAAGAGCCACCCAGAAACAUUUCCAAUUGCCUGAUUAUCAGUUUAUACAGAAAUUAUUUUUGUAUUGCUAUCAUUUUGACAUAUGUAUAAACGUUAUAUUACCGUUUGUGUAUUCAAUAAAUGCCCUUAAAGCGAUA